Messenger RNA from Lymnaea stagnalis (great pond snail), 18636 nucleotides. NCBI's taxonomy places the organism in Eukaryota, Metazoa, Mollusca, Gastropoda, Lymnaeidae. The record is from the annotation of a GenBank genome assembly.
GAACUGACAGCCAGUGAAAGCAUUUUCCUUUUUAUAAUUGAACCUUGACCUUUCAAGUAAACACAGCUGAUUUCCGGUUGUUUAUCUGUGGCUUUUUUCGGUAACUUGCCCGGUGAAAGUUUGUUGUCAAAAUGGCGGCAAAUAAGGUAAAUUGUUGCCUUACAAAUUAUUUUUCUAAAGCUUUGCAGCAAAUUACGACCAAUUAGUGUUUCGAUUGUACUUAGGUGGAGAAAGCCAUAAUACCCAUUUCCGGAUAAAUGUUACAUUGUUUGAUUAUGCUGAAAUUCCUAUUAAAGAUUGGUUUUCGAAAUUCAGUGUUAUUUUCCCCCAAAAUAAACCACCUGUUUCCGAUAGGCUUAAUAACAAAACAAAGUCGCAAAACAAUAACAUGAAUAGAGCAGCAAUGAACAUCCUCAGUCACUUAUUAUUCUGGGAAAAACAGAACAUAGUUCAUUUUAUUUAGGUACUUGGACAAACACUUUUUGGUUAAAUCACCUGAAAUGACUUAAAGUUAAAAACAUUAAUUUUCAAUGUCAAUUGACAAUUGCAAAAUAGAUUUAGUUUAGAAAUUUAGUAAUCAAUGAAUUUCUUUUUGUUAGAAUACAGCAAACAUUUAACUAAUUGUACAAGAUUUAAACUGUACAUUUCAUGAAUCUUCUGUCAUAACUCAUAAAUGGCCCUCAUUGAGCUAAAUCAAAUCAAAGAGAACUCUUCAAGAUAUGUUAUAAACAAUUGGAUGUAUCCGGAUUGAAAUAAAUGGUUUAUUUAUUUUAUAACUUUAAUUAUUUCUAGGUGUCCAAUAUUUAUUUCUAAAACUGUGGUGGGUUUAUUAUGGGGCAUCCAGAAAUGACAUCUCGCAAAUUUUGCAGAUUUUCUACCCACCCCCCAUCAUCACAACAAAUUAGACCCCCGCCCCCUCAAAUAUGACAUCACAAAUCUCUGCACACACCCCCCACCACUAUAAAAAUUCCCUGUGUCCACUAUUGUCCUUUACUUUACAAACCCUUAAGAAAUUCACCUCUAAUGGAUAUCAAAUUACUGCACCUCUGUCAGAAACAUUUCACUAGAACAGUGGUUCUUAACUAGGGGAAAAGUACCUCCCCAGCCAUGAGGUGCGGAAGACCAGAAAAUUGUAUUUGCUGCCAUUGCCAGUUGCUGCUGCUUUUUUUAAAAAAAACAACGUUUUUAUGCAUUAUAAUUAGCAGCAGUAAUUUUUUUCUAGUGAAUUCUUUUUGCACAUUACUUGUAUUGGUCAUUUUUUCCUUGUUUAUAAAAAGUUAAUCAAAGAAAUAAAACUAUGAUAACUAAAUUAUUGAAUUAUAUUCAUAUUUUAUUAUAAUAUCAUUUAUACGGCUGGUGGGUUGGGGGGGGGGGGGGGGGGGGGGGCUAUGUUUAAAACGGAGUGAGCCUGAGGUGCUGCCAGAAGGUUAAGAAUCACUGCCCUAAAGCAUUUAUUAAGAUCACACCCCCGACCCUUCAACCAUUUUUUUAUUCUAUCCCAUUUCACAUGGUAUGCCAAAUUCUAUGACUCUCGUCUCAACAUUUUGACAUAAAUUCUCUCGACUGUCAGUGUGACUACACCCAUUUUCUGUUCCUCAGUGGCGGCCUGUAACUUGAUCACAGGCCAUAUGGCGGACCUCGCAUGCCUAUACUGAUUCUUUUAGUGAUUGUAGUUUAAAAAGAAAAUAAUAAUUGUUGCAUAAAAGAAUGAUGUUUAAAAUGUCUGUAAUUUAGGGUUAUUUAGUGCAAUUCUUUCCUUUAAUAUUCCGCUUUUCAUGUGACGUCACAUUGCUUAAGCCCCCCCUCCCCUUCAUCACACAUCGUCACAAAAAUGUGAUCUCCUCCCAACCCAGACGCGUGACAACAUUUAUGGAUGGCCCCUUAGACAAGUUUAAAAUAUUUAAGUAUCUCAUGUUCUAGGCAUCUUGAAAACUGUGGGGCCAUCCAUGCAGGGUGGUGUGAAGGUGGUACUCACCAGAAUGUCAAUAAUUUUAUGUAUUUCACACAGGGCACUGAUUUUCCUUUGUACGGUCUUGCAUCCAUUAGGACAUAAUGUGACUAUAUUUUUAUGUGUGUGUAUGGGGAGGGGGGUAUAAGGAAUAAUGUUUAUUAAAGCGUUAAAUAAAAGUGUCAAAUUAAAAAAAUAUUUUUUUUUGACAAUUUCGCUGUCAAUAAAUAGUUGGUGAUUUACAGAGAGGGGAAAAGCGGGAAAGUAAUGAAAUAUUUCACAAUAGUGAAACGAACACCUGAACAGAUUGAUAAUAAUUAGAAAGCAAAAUGAGUCUGUCCAAUUUUAUCAAAUCACUAACAAUGUCUCUCAUUUUACCCGGCACGAUUGAGACUCAACUUAGGAGUCAUCUAAAUAAUUAAGUCCCUCCUAUCAAAUUAGAGCUGACCAACCACAGACAUCUUAAACAUUUUAUUUCCUGACUUUAAGAUUACUUGCAUCUGCCAAAAAAAAAGUCAUUCCACUUGUUUAGUAAGUGGUCUCUUGAGGGGGCGUUCCACCCCAGGUAACACUUUUUUCUUUAUAUGGAGGUGUGGCAUUUUCUGCCAGCUAAAGAGUUUUUAAAUUAAAUUUUGUGAUAGUGGGUUGCAAAAAUCUCUGCUGCCGGCAUUAACCCUCGCUAUGCCACUGAGACAAUCUUCUUAAUCCCUUGCUGUUACGGUAUCUCAAGAUCACAUGCAUCAGCCAUUUCUCUUGCUUACACUUUUUAACAUAAUCCCUGGUCCGCUCUUAAAGUUUCCCUGAUCGGCUCAUUACAAGGACAUGUGACUCGUCAACCAAUGCUUAGAUAUUGGUCACGCUCUGAUGUUAGUGGAAUUCUAUUACAUGGCAGAGUCUCACGCCUCACAUCUUUUGCAUCGUCUGCUGCUUACCAGGACAAAGUCAUUCUCUGAUACUUAGAGAAGCACCGGCAUAGUGGGAGCAACGUGGUCUCCAGCACCUUGGCAUGUUUCUGUUUAGGAAGGUGCUAGCAGCGACGUAGUCAUUGCGGCUUCUCAGUGCAGUGGUUUAUGGUGGUACCUCUAGACAGAUUUCUGAUUGUUAAGGAUAGAUAACCUUGGUGUUGUAUGUCCGCUGCGGUGACCGGACUAAUGAACGCAGGACGAGUGAACCAGUGGACAAGUGAACAUCCAGAAGUGUAUAUAGACAAUUGAACCCACAAACAAUUGGGUAGCCGACCGGAAAAAAAAAAAUAUUGUGAAAUGGAAACCAGUUUGAUAAAUUUUCCCUGGAAUUUAUUGUUCUAUCGAUUUUCAGUUUGGCAUGAUCUGGAGUGGACUCUAAUGACCGUAGAUUGCACAUGGCAAUCUAUUUUGAAUGAAAUGAAACUCUGAGAAUAUAUAUUAAAGUCAUAUGCAAAUUAUUGAAUUGUUGUCCAUUUCAACGGCACUGCACACUGUAAAUUAUGAUAAUUUAUAAAAUGGAGUCAUUCUAAAACACACGUUAUCUAAUAUUUUGAUAAAAAUAUUUGUAAUAAUUGAAUUUUUCCUAAGUAUCAACAUCUGCUGCCAUUAAAAAGGGGGGCGUAGUCAGAUCCAUGUGAAGUGUGGCCAAGUGAUCUCCAUAAGAUACUGCUCACAUGUAGUAACAUGACGUCUCAUGUAAAACACAAAACGCUAUGAAAACUGGCACACAUGUAGAUUAAUAUAUACUCGAUGGGUAUGAAAAAAAGGGAAAAGAUGUAUAUUUUUAACUUCCACUUAACUUUAAUUAUGACCAAUUCCUUCUACUUCUAUUAACCAAGGAUUUUCUCAAAGUUUAAAUGAAAAAGAAAUUGAUUGAAAUGUAGGCCAAGAUGUCAUCCAAAACAAAAUAAAGGAAAUUUACAAAUUGUGGGACAAAAAAUAUUAUUUUAUAAAUGAAAUAGUGGUAUCAUCAAAAAAUAAAAACUUGGAUUUUCCGGAGCCAACACCCAUUUCCCAUACACAUUUUUUAGUAGUCUUGUUUGCUUUACCGAAGUGCCUACUUUAUUAAUUCAACUUGUCUUAUCUUAUAACUCUGUACAUAUUUUUUUAUUGAAUGACAUCAAUUUAUUUCAUUAUUUAAUUUGCCACACGAGCAUUUUUUAAUGGUUGUGAUCAAAAUCUGAAGUUAUUAUUUUACAGUACCCUCAUAUUUCAUUGACAGAAUAAAGCGGGGCUCAUUUUCAUCUUAUUUCUAACAUUAUUAGUGUGCUGCAGUCAGAAUUUUGUUGUUGUUCUCCUGAACAAUAAAUUAUUUUUGAUGAAACCAAGGAGGAUGGCUCAGUGUUGCCCUGCCAUUUAUUAUGGUUUGGGAAUUAGUAUAGAAAAGCUGUCAUAACCAUGCUUCCAACUCUGAAUUGAUGCUUUAUUUUACGUAUUUAACAGUAUUUUGACUUAAACCUAUCAUUGCAAUGUUUAAAUGUAUUUUAUAAUACUAAACAGGCGUACAUUUCUUUUAAUUUCAGGAAGCCAUUGCUAUCAUUUUAGAUGUUGGACCAUCUAUGAAUCAGGCCCCACCUGGUGUGGGCACCCCACUUGAGACUGCUAUUGAAGGCAUCAAUAUGAUUCUACAGAGAAAGGUUCUAACAAAAAUGUCAUUUCUACUAAACAUUUAAUGAGUUGUUGUCAGUAGCUUUGAGAUGUUGCCACUUAUUAUUUUAGAACUUUUAAUGACCCCUUUAGUGGUAAAAUCAGUAAUAAAUUUUGUAAAUUUAAUAACUGCUAAAUUUGAAAAGCUUAUUUAUAUAUAUUUAUGAAUUAUUCAAAAGGCAUUUCAACUGUUUUCAAUAUCCUGUAAAUCACAAUAUAUCAGUGGUAAUCUUUUUUUUAAUAUUGUAAUCAGUUUUUUUAUUUUAGAAUAUUAAAUAUUGCAUUCAGUAUUCAGUUACCUUUAAAAUGGUUUUUAAACAAUUACAGUUUCUACUAAAUCCAGUGACAAAUUGCAACAAAAAUGGAUUAAGUUAUAGCUUAUUUCUUUUAUUUGGUAAUUAAUUAUUGCUAGCAUUAUUAAAAAAAAAAAUGAAUUCCCUUUUAAACAGUAUUUAGCAUAUUGAUUUAUUGCUUUCUAACAUUAAUAUGCAUUAUCUCUAUAAAGACAUCUUUGUCACUUGGAUUAAGACAAGUCAUUAUACUCAAAGCUUGUAAAUCUAAUGCUGUGUUUUAUCAUCUGUUAUUUUUAAAAAAAAUUUUUUGCCUCAAGAUAUUUUCUGAAUCGAAAGAUGAAAUUGCUCUGCUUCUCGUGGGUACAACUGAUACAGACAACCCACUUGCAGAUGGAGAAAAUUACCAAAACAUCACACUCAAGCGACGUUUAGGCAUUGCAGACUUUGACCUACUCCAACAGGUUCAAACUGAUUUACAGCCGUCUGAUACUCCAGGAGACUGUAUCCAUUUGACCAUUAAAGAUGGCCACUUUUUUAUAUUUUAUUUCUUAAGUUGCUGUAAAUUUAACAUCAAGUCAAUUAGCUUUCUAUGGUAUUUUAUUUAUAUGCAUCUUUUGUUUAAACUAGAAGCUUUUGAAAUCCAAAACAUUCUAACUUUCCUUCCACCAUUACUGUUUGUAUUUGAAAAGACAAUAUAAAACUGGUUAUUUUAUUCCUAUCAGUGGUACAGUAAUUAAAUAUGCUUCCUCACAUAUGAUGAUUUUUUUUUUGUUGUCCAUCUGGCUUCAAAAAACAUUUAUUACUUGUUUUACGAGUACUGCCUUACAUAAAAUAUUCAGUUGUUGAUGCCAUUGUAAUAGCCAUGGACCAUUUGGAAAAUGCCACACAGUAAGACUCAUUAUUAAUUUGGUUUAUUAAGCAUUUUUUUGGGGCGUGAUUUGGUCUAAUAAUUUCUUUCAUAAUAUUUAUAGUUAUUUUUUGUUGAACAUUCAUGAUUUCAAAAAACAACAACACAAGUAUAAAAUUUUCUUUAAAGUUUGAAAAUGAAAAUUCUUUCUACUUAGAGGCAAGAAAGGUUUUGGAUCAAGACGAAUCAUUUUGUUUUCUGACCUGGGUAGCCCAUUUGGUGAUCAAGAACUUGAAACUAUUGUCAAUGCCAUGCAAUAUACAAAAACUGAACUAGAUGUCAUGUAAGUUAUUAUUUAGUUGACCUUUUAGAUGUCAUCUAAGUAGUUAAAUAUGACAUUUUAGACAUCAUAAUGGACAAAGUUUGGAUUUUCUUUUUCCAUAAAGGUCCAGCAGUUCUAUACUGAAUGUCCGUAUAUCAAGUGUUCUUAGUCCUAUGAAGUUUUUAUUCCUUGUGAACCUAGCCUGGACAUAGUCUAAAAAAACUUACUAUACCAUUUUUCAUCCCAGUAGUCCUAGUCUGAAUGUCCUAUAACAUUGGUAUGCCCAGUAGUCCUAGACUGACUGUCCUAUAAUAUUUUUGAUCCCUGUAGUCCAUGUCUGAAUGUCCAAUAAAAUUUGUAUGCCCAGAAGUCCUAGACUAGUCUGAACAACCCUAAAAUUUGUAUGCCCAGUAGUUCUAGCCUGAAUAUCUAAUAAACAUUGUAUGCCCAGUUGUCCUAGUCUGAAUGUCCUAUAAAAAUUGUAUGCCCAGUAGUCCUAGUCUGAAUAUCCUAUAACAUUUGUAUGCCUAGUAGUCCAAGUCUAAGUGUUAUAAAAAAAAUAUGUAUGCCCAGUAGUCCUAGUCGAAUUGUCCCAUACCAUUUGUAUGCCCAGUGGUCUUAGUCUGAAUGUCCUAUACUAAUUUUUAUCCCUAGUGGUCCUAACCUGGAUGACCAAUCUGAGGAAGACGAACCAAAAGAGAAGAGAGGUGGUGCAGACGCACACCCAGAUGGUGUGAAGAAGGAGAAGACCAGGCAGCAACGAUCUGGGGAAGCCCUCAUUAAGCAUAUCCUUGACCAAGUUGAAGGAAGCUGUUACAGCUUCAGGUCAGUUUUAGUUUUUUCUGUUUACAAAAAUCAUCUGAUGGUUUUCUGUAAGGUUUCAUCUAGCUGAUUACAAUAAUCUAUUGUUCUAUCUAAGGUCUGCUGUUUAUGGUGGAAGGUAGAAUUCAGUUUCGGUUGUAGUGUAUUAGGGGCCAUCCAAAAAAGACGUCCACCAAUUUUUUGCUAUUUUUUACCCCCCCCCCCUCCCCCAUGCCCAUUUUUGACUUGACCCCCCCCCUAUAAAAUUAGCAUAUUUUAAUAAAGAGUUUCUGGUGGAAGCCCCGGAGCCCUCUUUAGGGGCCAUCCCUAUAAGACGUCCACCAAUUUUUUGCUAUUUUUUCCACCCCCUCCCCCUUUGUCCACUUUUGACUUGACCACCCCCCCCCCCAGUUGUGGACGUCCAAAACAUAAAAUUUACCGAACUUAAAUUAACGAAUAUUUUGGGGAAAUGUACAACAAUAUAAAGAGUAUGUAUUCACAAAGAUUUUUUUUAGAAAUUCCAAUUAUUUGCAGGCAAAAUUCUAAAUGAAAUAAUAACUGUUCAAAAACAUUUUAUUGAAUCACUGUAUUAAAAAAUGUAAUAAACAAAAAAUCCACAAAACAUUCUUCAAUCAACGGAAAAUUUGGACUGCAGCCAUUCAAACAUGUUUCGUAUAAUGACAACAUCUGUUCUUGAGUCUUCAAUUGCUAAUUAAAUUUUAGUGGCAGUCUCUUCGUCUGCCAUAUUAUGUUCACUACCAGUAAUAUUGCAAUGGACGACCUUAUGUUUUUUCAUUGCCGCCUGUGAUGGGAAAUAUGUACAGCAGAAACAUAUUCUCUUGGAAAUUCUUCCAGCCACCGAUGGACAAUAGGGAUCAAAAGGCAUGCUACUGUAACUGUGAUCGGGGAGUAAAUUUGCAGUAAAUUUAUGCAAAACUGCUGCACUCAAAAAAACACUACAAUGUGGACAUCCACUUUGUCCUAAACCCCCUCCCCCCCUUUGUCCACUUUAGUCCACUUUUUGCUGAACCCCCCCUCCCCCCUUUUGUGUGGACGUCUUUUAUGGAUGACCCCUUAUCCUGAUUGUGGGCAAGUUUCUCCCAUUGUUACAAAAUUGUUUUAAAAAAUGCAUUCUUUCAGUUAUUACUGCUUUGAAAUUAUUAUUUCUUAGGAAAUUUAUAAAUGUUUGAUCUUACUUUUGGAUAGUUGAGGGUGCUGAGAAUAUAAAUGACCAGCUAAAUGACUUAACUGACUGCCCUCUGACAGAGCCUUUAAUAUAAUUUUACACAGCGUUUUAAUUCAAAUUGGAUAUUGCCAUGUGAUUUUCUGUGUGUGUUGAAUGUUCACAGUGAGGCUCUGCCUGCAUUAAGCAACUUCCAGACCAGGCAGAUAAAACCCAUGGCCUGGAAGUGUAAGCUGGAGAUUGUCAACGUGGAGAUUCCUAUCUGUGGAUUUUCUAAAGUAAGAGGCAGUUUUCCUUUUAUUUUUCAUAUUGCAUGUUAAAUAAAUGUAUAAAAUUGUUCUUAUUAUUUACACCCCGCUCUAUAGCUUUUUAUUUAUGCCAUGUUUUUUUAACUUUUUUUUUAACAUUCCAGAUUUAUUGUCACAACUUUAAUUUAGCUGGCAAGACUGCGCCUGUUUUGCAUUAGCCAACUAUUUUAAUCCCAUGCGGAAUAGGCUUCUGUUUUUCUGUUUUGCCAGCUUGUGGUUUUGUACCCAGGCCUUACCUCCACAACAACUUCUUUCAACUUGACCAACAAGCCCACUCAACCCUGAUGUCUAUAACUGAUUUAACAUUUUUAAAAUUCAAAGAUCAAAGAGUAUAAACUGAAGCAGAGUUGGAAAAAGGUGUAUGCACAGAAUACAGAUAUGGCACCAGGAAUUCUAAGGACCUACCACAUGAACAAUGAGGAGGAGACAGAAGUGGAGAAGGAAGACAUGGUUCAAGGUAAAGAUCAAAUUUUGACCGAUGGACUUGAGUGUCUUACAGAUCUGUAAUUCAGACUGAUAUAAAUUUUUUAAAAAUGUAUUAGUGUCUCUUGCGGGGCGUCACUUUGGUUGCAGCAUUGUUUAUAAAGUAUCUCAGGUCUUGGCUAUAGUGGCACAAUUUUUCACAAUGUAUCUUAGGCUAUAUUUUAAGUUAAUACAAUGUUUAUAAUUUCUCCUAAUGGUAUCGAUGUGAUAACACCAUUUGUUUACAAUUUAUCUCAGGGUAUCGCUAUGGCAACACCAUUGUACCCAUGUCUGAAGAUGACAAGGACAACAUGAAAUACAAAGCUGAGAAAUGUUUGAAAGUCCUGGGCUUUACCAAGGCAGAUAAUGUGAGUACACUUUUUAAAGUGUUUCAAUGAUAUCUUUGACAGCAUAAAUAAAUUGUUGUAGAAUGUGUGAAAAAAAUGUUUCAUUUUUUUCAAUUCAGAGUGUCUGAACACUUUAAAUAAUUCUAAUCUUUAAUGUAAAAUAAUCUAAAUUUUUGUUAAAAGUUAGACAUGCCAUGGUACAAAUUGAACGUUGUAUAAACAGUUUCAUAUUUCUACUUAAAAUAACAUGAUCUAACCAAGUGAUUUAAAAAAAGAAGUUUUUAUCACUCUUUCCUAUUCACAUUUUGGUUCAUUUUUGUUCUUUCAUACUGUUACCAUUAACAAAAAUAAGGCACCUGCAAAUAGUCUUAUUUCCCUUGUAUUUUCAAACAGUUCAAAAAGUAUCACAUACUUGGAGAUGGUGUUCUGAGUAUCACAGCAGAGAAAGGAGAUGAGGUAUGCACUUCUGGAAUAUAAAUUGAUAGUCAGUUUCAAUUAUUUGGAAUAGAAAUGCUAAUUAAUACCACAGGAAUUUUUUGAAUAUCUUUGUACCAGUAUCAAUAAUCAUUCCAAUGAGAUAAUGUGUCAGCAUUUGUUGACUUUGCUUAUGUAAAUCUGUUUGUAUAUUUAAGUAUAAACAUAUCGUAUUUAUUUGCUCAAUUGUUUUAUAUACCGGUACUUAUUAAUAUUUGAUUUUCUCCAGGCUGCAGCCAUUGCCCUCUCUGCUUUUAUCCACGCCCUCUAUGAAACAGACACAGUGGCCAUAGCCAGGAGGGUGUAUGCUGCAAACUCAGCCCCCAGAAUAGGAUGUCUCUUCCCUCACAUCAAAACAAAAUAUGAGGUACGAUCAACAGUCACAAAGUCCUGAGUGGUUUGUUGGAAAUAUGUGGGUGAGGGGGCUGGGUUGGCUUGUAGGCAUUACCAAUGAAUAUCAUUAGGUGACAAGAAAUAUUCUUUGUAUAUGAUAGCAGUUUAAAUAAGUAAACAGGGUCUUAUGUAAGAAAAGAUUAGUGACUAUCUUUAGUCAGUUGAUUAAGAGGGUAUCGUCAUUAAAAGAAAUGAAAGAGGUAGUGAGCUGUGGUUGUGGCCAGCUGUGGAUGGAUGUUGUUGCUCUUGGAGGUGUAAUGAAGGUGUAACAGGAAACAAGGGUAUGGAAAGUUUCAUUGUUUUUUUUUAGAAGAAAAACAUGUCUCCCCAGUCUUGUUGUUUGCUAUUUAAAAAAAAAGCUAAUUGCAUACGUUUAUUUAGUAAAUUGAUUUUGUUCUUGAUCCCCCAUUUCCUGGCUAACUCAUUAAGGCGAACAUUUGUGUGUUUCGCUAGGUAUUUUUUCUCACAACUUUACCCAGUAUAAACCAAACAUGCUUAUCAUUUUCACUCUUUGGCAAUAAAAUAUAUGUCCCAGAAUGGCAUUUAUGCCCCAAGUAGUGUGUUGAAUUCUAUUCAGCUUGUGUUUAUUUUAUGGCAUUCAAUACCCUAGUGUAGAAGUCAGAAACCCAUGGGACAUACGCCAGAUUUGAGAGCAAUUUUCAAUGGCAUGCUGAGGACCAAAAUUAAAAUAAUAAUUUGCAAAUGCGCCUUAAAAGGGUUUUAGCGCAUGGUGUGCAGUAGAAAUCUCACUUUAUCACAAUGUUAUCAAAAGGUGGUCGACCCCUACCUUAGUGGGUGAAUUAAAUUCUGAUGUAUUAAUGUGAUGUUUGCCCAUCGACCUGUUACAGACAUAAGCCACUGGCCUGAGAUUUAUAGACAUAUCCAUUUUCAAAAGUCCACAGUCUCUUCCCAUCUUUUUUGAGCAUGCCUCCUACCAGAGUCUUUAGUUAUUCCAUGGCCAGCCUCUUUCCAUUUAGCUUUGGUGUUUCCAGGUGAUGCUGGCUGCAAAUAUUUUUAGAGUGUGUGAUUGAUCCAUGUCCAUUCUCUUUGUCCUUUUUUUUUUAAUUUACAAGAAAUUAUAUAUAUUUUAUUAAUGUAUCUCUACAUUCUACCAGUGUUUAUUCUGGGUGGAGCUGCCCUUUUCAGAAGACAUCAGAACUUUCACCUUUGGUUCACUGCCCAUUAAAGAAGAUGCAGUAAUUAAUAAGAAGUACAAACCGUCUGGUAAGUCAAGUGCUGACAUGUAAUGUGAAACUAAUAGGGCCACCUACCGGGACCUACCCUAUUCAAUUAAAAUGUAAACUCGUCUCCUGAAAAACGUUUAGAAAAAAUGGGGAUCGCUGUUUCCUUAAAAUAUUACAUUUUUAAAAAAUGAAUUUUAAAAAUUGAUGAUAAAAUAACAAGAUAAUCAAUAAGUACAUAGCAAGUGCAUAGUUAAUUAGUUGAUGAGGUUUGUGUGAAUCUGGUGUAGUUUGUAUGGUAGUAUGCACCUGUUGUAGUCAGUGUACAUCAAUUGUAUUUUGUUUGUUUUACAUGUUCAAUUUUUUGGCUCUGAUAGGUUUAAUGUUAACUUUAUUUUUAGAUGACCAACUGAGAGCGGUGGAUGAUCUCAUUUCAAGCAUGGAUUUGUCACAAGCGUUAGAGUGAGAAAAUUGUUUCAUCUUAGUUAUCUCUGACUGAAAUAGGUUGUUCUUAGAGUGAGCAGAAUGUUUGGCAUCAAAGGCUACAAUUUCAGAAAUAAUGUAUUCUCUUGACUCUUGAAUUAAUUAACUUGUUAUACCUUUUCAAUUGUUUUAAAAUGGGGUAGUUUAAACAAAAAAUAAUAAAGCAUUUACAAUUAGAUUUAUAAUGUUUACAAAUAAUAUUAAAAAAAUUAGCAAUGAUUUCUUUAUUUAUUAGAGAUGAAGAUGGAGAAAAAGAGGAAGCUCUUAAACCUAAGUUGACCUUUAACCCUUACUUUCAAAGAGUUUAUCAGGUAUUUACAUUGCUUUUUUUUUAAAAUAAAAACUUUCAUUGUAUUUUAAUGUUUAUUUCAUCCUUAAUUACAAGCAAUGAUAAUAAUGUGAGAAAUUGUCCAUUCGACAUACAGUACAGUCAUCUAGAAAUUUGGAUUUUUAUUUUAAUAACUUGUUAAAUGAUUAUUUAUUUUUAUAACCUUUUAAAUAUGAAAACUAUUUCAUUAUUCAUGCAUAUCUUUGAUAGCCAACAUCAUGCAGUGUCAUUCAGUCAUUUCAUCAGUAAAAUUCUUUACAUCUCCUUGCAGUGCUUACAACAUAGGGUCCUGAACCCAGACAAACCACUUCCAGAGCUGUCUCCCUUUGUUGCCAAUUAUCUCCAGCCACCCUCAUCUUUGCUCACCAAGUCCAGGCCAGUGCUGCAGGAGGUGCAGAAGAAAUUCAAAUUGGAAGUCAAAGAAAAGGACAAGACUGGGGAAAAUGUUUUUAAUAAAGAAAAGUAAGCAUGGCUUAGUCAUCAUCAGUGGCGCUACAGCCCAUGUUGGGCUCUGGCCUGCUCCACUGCAUGGCCUAGUCACCAUCAGUGGUGCUACAGCCCAUGUAGGGCCCUGCCCGCUCCACUGCAUGGCUUAGGUUGGAAGUUAUUCAUCUGUAAGAUUUUUUUCCCUGGCUGAUUGAUGUUAUAAGUUAAUCCCAAGUCUUGUGUUUUUUCAUUAAUGAUUUAAUAAUUUAAUAUCAAUUUCACUCAAUGUCUGUGAAAACAUUUGUGUAUUAUAAAGAAGCAAUGGUUAUUAAACCGUAAGAGUUCAUGUGCUCCUUUUUUAUUUUACUCUAUUUUCAACUACAGGAUUGGUGCUUUUUUUUAUUUUGAAAGGCUCAGUUUUAAGGGCUUCUUCAUUAACAACUAUAAACGUUGAUGUACGAUCUUUCAUUGCCUUAAAUGCAUGCCUGUAUUUUCUUACGUACGAGUUCUCCAAUUUAAACAAAUGUUUUAUAUUAUAAAAACCUGACAACCUGGGAAGAUUCUGCAUGUCUUAAAAACAUUGAUUGCUUCUUAUAAAAAAAGAAUUUCAUAUUUCAGUGAGGCAGCAGUUAGUGGGCCCCCCGUGAAGAAACAAAAAUUAGACGAUGACCUGGCAGGGGGAAUAAAAAACAUUACAAAAGCUGAUGUAACAGAGGUAUUUUUUUUUUUUUAGGUCCUUCUAACUUCUAUCUAAUUUUUGUAUAAAAACAAGUACUGGCAUGCUAAUAAAAGAAAAGUGGAUUUGACUAUUAACCAUAAAAUGUACAGAAAAUUGGUUUAGUGAACAUUUAAGUGCCAAAACAUAAAGUUUUUUGUUGUAACAGGUUGGAAGUGUGACCCCGAUAGAAGAUUUCAGAGCUCUUGUCAGUAGGAGAGAUAAGGACAUGUUUGAAGAAGGUGAUUAUGUGAGAGACCGUAAAAUUAUAAAUUUUUUUUAAAGACAACAUGAAGCACUGAAUUGGUUUUCAUUUUGAACUAAAUCCUUUUGUCGCCAUAUCAUUAAUUUAGUGAUUAAAAAAAAAAGGAAAUUAUUUUUAAAAAUUUUGUACUCCCUCUGCCCCCAACUUGGUCACCAGAAAGAAGAUGACUUUAGUGAUUGAAGCUUCUGUCGCAAUAUAUCUUAAAUUAUAAACAAUGUAUUUUCCAAAGAGUUGUACCAAUUUACUUUGUUUCAUGAGUCUUAUAGUUAUACUUUUUACACCUGCCUAUACAGCAUGUGAACAGAUGCAGAAACGUAUUGAGCAGAUUGUGAUGCUGUCAUUUGGCCAGCAGACAUAUUCAAAAGCUUUGGACUGUCUAAAGACACUACGCCAGGAAUGUGUCAAGGUAGAUAGUUCAUUCUAAAAAAAAUUUGUUACCUCAAGCCAAUUAUAAACUAAACUACUGAACUAAAAGAUUGUCCAUUAUUUAUAGUGUUCAGUAUUGCCUGGAUAAAUGAGAGUGGUGCUGCAUGGAUGGUGCAAGUUUAAUCAGUAAAUCUUAUUUAAACUCGCUAAUGACAUUUACUGUAAUGAAUGCCUUAAUUUAUAAAACAUUUUGAGUAUAAAGUACAAGUCACACCUCCAUGACUAAAAUAAGAAUAAAAAAAGCUUCAAUUACAUUUUUUUUUUUUAAAGUAGCAGUUGUGGGUGUGUAGUAAUUAUUUUUUUCAUGUUUGUUUGGUUUCAGAAGUCUGAGCCUAAAGUCUUCAAUUCAUUCAUCACAAAUUUCAAGGUCAUAUUGAUAGCUAAAUCAAAGAGAGACUUUUGGGAUCAGGUUGUAAAAGGUAGGGCUUUAUGGAUACGGUAGCUGAAGGUGAGGCUUUUGGGAUCAGGUUGUUAUACGAUAGGUUGAGCUUUUGGAAACAGAUUGCUGAAGGUGCUGCUUUUAGGAUCUAUUAUUAAUAUUAAUAGGUCGUUGCUUUUGGGAAUUGGUUGCUAAAAGUGGGGCUUUUGAGAUCAAUUUGUCAUAGGUUGUGAUUUGGGAUAAAUUGGGGCAUUUGGACACCACCAAGUGGCCUAACAAUAGAUCAUUUUGACACAUUUCUAGAUAUUUUCUAAGCUGAAUAAUUUAUGUACCAGAGUGAACUAACGGCUUUCCUAUAAAUCUCAUACCGAUAUGCCAAAUUUUUGGUUAAAAAUUACAUAUUUAUUAUUUAUUUGUCUCACCACUAUUACCAGGCAAGCAGGGCCUUAUAUACAAGAAGGAAUGUGAAGAAAGUGGCAUAUCAAAGGAGGAAGCAGAUAAAUUCUUGGCUGAAGAGGUCAAGGAAGAGCAGAGUUCAAGGCCACAAGCAGAAGAGACUACCGAUGACCUUCUGAUGGAGCUUUAAUUUUUAUUUGUUGGCCUCUAGAAAAAUAAUAUAUAUCUGUAUAGUAUAGCAACAUUUUUUGCCUUAUUCAAUCCUCAUUAUUGGUCCGUGCAAAUAAAAAAAUAUCUUGGCAUCUAAGAUAUCACAUGGUUUACUUUCUGAUAAAUUUUUCCGUAGGUCAGUGUUGUGUAGGCUAGAAUAUUUAAAUGUCACAUAUUUAAGACCAGUUUAGAUCUGUCAAAAUUUCCUUUUCCCCCAUCUGUUUAAUGCCCCCCCACCCCCAAAAUAUUACAAUUACAUAUGAUGUUAAAUAAAAGGACUUAAAUGAAAAAAAGGACAUUACAUUUUCAUUAUUUUAACAGAUUAUAUAUCUAUAAUUUUCAAGUGUCAAGAAAAAAAGGCAUUUUUCCCUCAGAUAUUGUAUUUUUCCUAUUGCAAUGUUUGGUUUUGCUGAGAUAACAAACAUAAAACAAAAAAAUUUCAUGGAAAUAUUUUUAGUGUCAUAACAAAUAGGACAGGACACUGUCGAGAUGUAAACUGUCAAAUUUGCUAAAGAAAACUUAAUAUCCCCUCCUCUUCCUGAGUGCCUGUGUUGACAACUGAUUUUAGCGUGGCUGUGAUGAACCUUUCUUAAGUCUAUGUCCAGGUCAAACAUCCAUUUACCCAGUCUGUGUUACUGUUAAUUUCAAGAUUGUGUAUUUUUGGUACAUGGGUUCGUGUACUUUCGGUACAUAGGUUUGUGUUCUUUUGGUACAUUUGUUAAUGUAUUUGGUAAAGAAAUUUGUGUUUUUUGUAAAGAUGUUUGCAUAGUUUAUGAACAAGUUUGCAUAAUGACAAUUUUAUUUAAACCAUCUUGAUUAUCAACGUUUAUUAUUGAUUUCACUCUUCAAAUUCCUCAUCUCUAUAAUACCACUGGUUGACUGUUCACUUGAUGUGAUAAAACUGGUUUCAGUAAGAAAAAAGACCAACUGCGCAACAAAUUAAAGCUGGAACUUAGUAUAUCCAGAACAAAUGACUAUGAUGAAGGGUUCAUAAAAUCUCCUGGCCAAAAACAAUUUUCAAUGUUAAUGAAGAACUAAAAAGCAAAUUGGUAGCGAUAACCAUUGUAGAAACUACACAAAUGUGAAUGAUGAUAACUUUGUUACGUCGGUAGGAUGCCAGUAAGCUCACCUCCCAGGGCAGCACUAAUAUGCAGCGAUCAAGGAAAAUAAAUGGCUUUAAAGCCAAAGGCAGGCACCCAAAGACUUGGUCCAUUAAAUAUUAACCCGAGUCAUUAGAGUGCUCCCACAGGAGCAGGCAAAAGACAGAUGUCUAGAGACUUACUGAACCAUUCGAGUUCUCCCACCAGGAGCAGGCAAAAGACAGAUGUCUAGAGACUUACUGAACCAUUAGAGUUCUCCCACAGAAGCAGGCAAAAGACAGGUGCUGUGUAUCUUUUCUGUUGCCUCAAGCAUUUGUCUGCUUUACCGGGACUGAAUCAAUGAACGAGCAGUUACUGUGUUCAGAACAGAUCAAUACUUAAAGGGUACACAAUAUUGUUUCAUUUUUUGAAAAAGGCAGCCAUUUUUUUUUUAAAUUUACACUUUCACUUAAUUUAGAUUUCAGUAUUGACACUUGGUGAUGGUGUCAGAGAACAAUGUGUGGUCAAAUUCAAUGCAGCAUCUCAUCAUCUCACAGUGUGAGACUCAUCACUCCUAUUCAAAAAACUAUAAUAACCUUACCCACCCCACCCACCAUUCCUUUCUCCCACACAAAUCAUUGUCAUAGUGUGGUGUAAGUGUCACCCCACCCCACUACCCUUAUCAUAUUGUAGCAUUACCCUAUAACAUAGUCACAGCCUGUCCUAAUAUAUAUUAUGUAGAUCAUUUUGUUAUUAUGAGAUUUCUGUGAAUUAUAUUAGUAUUUUGUUACUUCAGUAAAUUUUUGUUGUAUAUAUUUUUUGAACUGCUUUUUUUAAUUUUUAAAAAUAAAUUGCUUAUAAAAUUUCGGGCAGCACAAAAGUCACUUGCUAAACACUUACACAGUCAGGUAAGGGGGGGAUGCAUUUCUUUUAUAGUUUGAAUAAUCUUGAUUGGUUUCUCCUUCAUUUGUUUAUUUCAACGACAUCCUUUCAGGGCAUACUCCAUGUUCCACUGUCGUUAAAGCCCAAAUCGCCUUGUCGAUUUCAACUCCCUUCUACAGAACGACCAGUUUUAAAGUUUUUUUGUUAAACUUCCUAUUCAAUUUAACACAAAACAAGAUGGAUGUGGUACAUUCAAACUGCAGAUUUGUUACUGUGAUUCUCAGCUUACCACGUGCUGCGUGCUGUAACAAAAAACGGGACAAACAAGUUUCAUUUUCACGGGCUUGUUUAAAUUUGCUGUAUAUUGUCUGCUGACAACAUACAGACGCAGUUUUAACAUUUUGCUCAUAAGUUGGCAUCAGCUGACAGGGUUUGUUUAAAAAUUUUAAUUAUCAUUAAAAUUAUUUCUAUUAAAAAAUACUCCUACAGGUGGGCAUAUUUUGUAUUUCAAGAUUAAAAUGUGUGAAAUAAAAUUCCAGUUUGAUUUUGUUGGAGUGGGCAUUACAAGAUAAUUACAAGAGUAACAAUGUCUUGUUUUUUUAGAAAUGGGAUUUUCCCCUUUGUGGGUGGUUAUUGGUAAAAAUAAUAUUUAAAAGUAAAAAGCCAAAUUUAUUCAUUCAAAGAGCCAUGUACAGUUUCAGGCCCCUGACUAUUGAGCUACCACAUACAUUUAAAAUUGUUAAAUUACUUAAAUAUAACUAUUUUGUAUCAGAAGCCAUAGUAAUGCCUGCUUAGUGUGAACACCUACAUUAGGAUAUCUGUCAGUGUGAACACCUAUGUGGGGUAUCUGUGUCGGUGUGAACACCUACGCAGGAUAUCUGUGUCAGUGGAUUCUCAACAUGAGUUCUUCACCGAGAUUCCAACAACAAAUCUGCAGCGUGAACAGACCCUUACACACAAAAAAAAUACAAUAUGGCGGGGACACAAAGUUACCAUAACAAUCUUAUCAGUAUCACCGGGUUGUAAAGUUAUCCGAUACAAUUAUUGUUGCAUAUUUCCUCAUAGCGCUCAUUGAUUUUACUGCCUGUGUUAAUGUUUUUUUAAUGAAUAACUUGUGAGAAACUGAACCAAAUAAUUGAUCACUGCUGUCCUAGUUGUACAUAUUCUUGAUUUGCAAAGGAGCUUGGGAUUUAACUACAUUAAUGGGGCUAUUGUUCAACACUAAUCAGAAAAGUUUAUUCUUUGUUUAACUGUUAAAAUUUAAAAAAAAACUUGUUUGAUACCAAUGAUAUGUUCAAAAAUACCUCAGUCAUGUGAUGUGACUGAAUGACAGAAUUCAAUCGAUGUGACUGAAUCGGUGAAUGCCAGGCACGUAAAUACAAUUAAGUGAGUCUAAGCCUGGCAGGCUGCGGUGACAGUUGAAUGUUGCAGGCAUUGGUGUUUGCGUCCGAUCAUUUCCAUUUGCUUGUAGGAUUGUAUCUUAAUAUUUUCUCAUGCUUGUGCGAUGUGUCAUUUAUUAUUUUUUUUAAUGAUUGUGUUCGUAGUAUUGUCUCAUCUUUUUUAAUGAUUGGGUUUGUGGGAUGGUGUCUUGUAACAUUAUACCGUAAUGAAUUGUGUUUGUAGGAAUAGGAUCGUCUCAUCUUUUCUAAUCAUUGUGUUUGUGUAACGUGUCUGGUAAUCUAAAGUGACUAUCAAAACACCAUGUUUUUCCACAUUUCUCUUAUACUGAAGAUUUUGGUUGUGGUAGAAGCUUCAUAAUCCUGACUUAAGGUGACCAGCGGUCAGUCUUGGCUGAUGAACAAUCUGAGUAAUCAAUGACAGAACAAGAUUAGUUUCAUUUAAACUUUUGAUAUAAAUUAAAUUUUACAAAUUUACU